AUGAUAUGGAAGAAAGGCAUUCAAUUUUCCCAAACCCUUUCCGAUUUUGCCAAACAGGAUUUUCUUCUAAUUUUCUUUUCGUUUUUCAUUUAUUUACUCAUUUUCCUUGCUUUCUUUCUUUCAUUUUAUUUUUUUCUUGUUUCUAUUCUUUUCCUCUCGUUUUUAUUUUCUCAUUCCGAUUUCUUUGUCUUUUUUUCAGUCAUUUUCUUUUUUGUUUCUUUCACAUUUUUCUUCUUUGUUAAUUUAUGUCUUAUUUGCAUCUAUCUAUCUAUCUAUCUAUCUAUCUAUCUAUCUAUCUCAGGAUGUUUAGAUCUAUCUAUCUAUCUAUCUAUCUAUCUCAGGAUGUUUAGAUCUAUCUAUCUAUCUAUCUAUCUAUCUAUCUAUCUAUCUAUCUAUCUAUCUAUCUAUCUAUCUAUCUAUCUCAUCGGUUCCAAACCACAUCUCAAAUGUUACCAUGCUCGACGGACUCGCAUCUAUUCAUUUUGGCCACCUCACUCGCUCAUAGCGCUGAAUGUCUGCUCUUACUCGUCUUAUGUCCCGGCAGCUGGACACGCAGACGGUGAUGUCAUCAGCGUAGUCAGACACGAGAAGCUUUGUCUGAACAAAAAUCCCCAUGGCACCCGCGCGCGGCAAUGA
This is a messenger RNA of Acanthosepion pharaonis, 636 nucleotides long. NCBI's taxonomy places the organism in Eukaryota, Metazoa, Mollusca, Cephalopoda, Sepiida, Sepiidae. The record is from the annotation of a GenBank genome assembly.